GCUUGAAGCGUUGCCAUGUCUUGUCCGGUUCGGAGCGAUAGAAGGUGCUAGAUAUCGAGAGUGCUGUUGUUUUUGUUAUUAUUGUUAUUAUUGUUGGGUUCUCCGGCGUGAGAAUAAGUGCCUUCCGCAGGUUGCAUUUAAAUUUUUCGGGUAUUUUUAUUUUCAACGGAGAGUGCAAUUUGGUGCUUGGAAAAGUUCGGCGCACUUUGGUACUGAGUGUUGAUAAGUGGUGGAGAGAAAUCUACUUAGCCGGUUCAAAUUGUGCCUCGUGAUAACAAUCUUGCCAAUUAGGCGCUGUUGAUUCAGGGAACGGAAAGAGAAACUGCGGAGUAGGUCCUUCAAGAGAUACAUUCAUGAUAGGGCGCAGCAGCAGAGGAAGUGUUUGUGGCUAUAGGAGUGUUAUAAGAGUGUAUUAACCGCUGAAAAGGUUUACUCCAAAUUGGAAGAAGUGAAACAAAAAAACCGCUAUAGUGUUUCUUAAAAACUGCUCAAAUAUAGAAUAAGCUGUUUUACCUGUUGUGUUCCGAGUGCAGGGAAUUUGAAAAAAAAUAAGAUCUUUCUUGAGUGUGCACCACGAAGCCACGAAGCGUUGUGUUUUUGCUGAGCGCAACAUAAAUACAUACAAAUUUUUGUGAACACACCAGCAACGAUUCUGGAGGGGGAUACAAGUCCGUUCCGAACCAGCGGCCGGAGGAAAGGAAUUACCCGUGUGCAGUCCUCGCAGGGGUUGACGUCGCGUCGUUCCUUCAGCCUCACCGUGUUGCAAGCAUCACCGAAGAGCCAUCAACGCAGCUGGGAGUCAUCGGUGAACGGCAGAAGCAGAACAAGUUGUGGUGGAUUCCUGUGUCUGUUACGCUAUUAAAGUCGUCGCAGAAGAGUAAACCUUCCGUGGGUUCUUUCUUCUGUAGCCAGCGGAGCAGCAGCAGCAGCCAAGUCCGCGUGUUUCUGAGUCGUAAAAUGUAGCUAAACCGCCGGAGCUAUGGAGCAGAAUAUUUUCGACGUAUCCGAUGACAUUUCAUUCCCCUGGCUGCCGGCGUAUGCCGAGGCAACCGAUUCGUGCCAGCUAUCGACCGGAUCGAGCCGGAUGCUGGAGACCAUCGUGGAGGAAAGCUCGGACGAUGACGACGCUCGGGGUGAAUCCAAGCUGUCGUCGAUGGAGCAUGAACAGCAGCAGCAACAGGAGCAACAGCAGCACCCGGUGGGUUGGGCCCAAUUCGAUCAGGUGUGGAGUUCCGCCGGUUCGGACACUGGGUCGGUGAUACGCGUCGACACGCCUUCAGACCAAGACACAAUGUCGGAGCGUGACUUCAUUUGCCCCCCGAAGCGAAGGAAGCAGGAUAGCGACAACGACGGGGAAGAAUUUAUCGGUGGGGAGCUGACUAAUGGAUAUAGUGGUAACGGUCGCAGGGCGAGAUUCUGCGAGCCGGACGGACUGGAGGUGACUGAGUAUUUCAUGAGAAGACACAAUGAACCAAGACUACGUUUCGAUGAGAUCGGCCAUGAUCUGUUCACGGACUCCGACAGUCUGUCGUACGCGUCGCUGAGUCGUUCGUCGUCGCUGAUCCAGUUCGAGUCGUUGGAACGUCAGCUGCAGCAGAGUGAAUCGAUGGUGGUAGCCUCGGCUCAGCUGUCCGGAUCUUCGCCAUCGUUGUACACCGGUGACGGCGCAGUGGGUUCCGCCGGUGGCGAGCACGUCCUGAGAACCGCGAGCGUGGGCUGUGCUGCUGAUACGCAGCUCGGUUUCUACAGCCCCGGCAAGAAAAGUAACCUGCUAACUGCGUCGAAUUUGCUUCAGCAGAACAACAAGUUGAAGGCGGCGGCGGCGGUGGCGACCUGCAAGCAGCCGGUGCUGAAUAUAAGUGAUUCUGAGUUGUACUCGUCGAGUGUGAGUAGCACCAGCAGUAGCGGUGGUAGCAGUGGCGAAGGCAGCAGUUGUAACUAUGCUAGUGACGAGUGUGAGCUGAACCCGCACGAGAAUACGCCCAGUCCCAGUGAGUCUCAGGUGGCGAGGGGUUGCUCCGAUGAGGCGGAGGGUUUGAGCCGGUGUCCCCAGCGGUGUUCCGAGAGACGCCGAUCGUUGAAUCAACUUAGGACGAAGAAUUCUAUUGAGAGCCUUAGUGAGGAUAGUGGCUACUGUGACCAUCUGCAUUUCAACAUGAACAAUUUGCGGGUCAAAUCGAAGAGCCUGACCAAUUUCAGCUCGGCGGAAAAUGUAAACAUGUUCAUGGAACCGGUGCCGAUGGAUUUUUACGACCAGCGUCAUGUUUCGUUCCACCAGGAAAAUCGCCUCGCGACGGUGUGCGACGAGGGGGAGGAUGAGGAGGACCAGCGGCGGGAUGCCGGAGGGCAAGCUGUUCAUCAUGUGGAGCAGUGCAACAGCGGCGGCAGUGUGGAUAACCUAUCCGCCCAGUACGAACGUAACAACCCAGAACAUUGGUUCGCCGCGAAAACCAAUAUUCAUAAUUGUACAAAAAUAGAACUAGACACAAAUAAACAUUCGCGCACGCCGUGCGGCGAGCAGCGGCCGUUUGUCGUAACGACCAAAUUGAUUCCACCAUCUUCGUCCGCGUCAUCCGCGUCGUCUUGCUCCCAGCUCAGUUCCACCGAUUCACUCGAGAGACAUCCGACGACGACGACAGCGACAAUGACUCUGGAUCGUCACCACCGUGCCGAACCGAAACCUAAAAAUAGUCAUCGUCGCCAUCAGCAGCAGCAGGAUGAUGCAGAGCAGAUUCCCUUCUCGCGAAAGCGAACUCGGUCCCAGCAGCAGCCGCACCAUCGGAGGACCAUCAUUUCUGCCAGUUCACCCGAUCUGUUCAACGGUGAUCAACAGCAGCAGCGCGGCGCGGUGGUUCGCGUUCGGAACCGUAAGCGAAUUCAGCGGAAGGUGAGCGACUUCCUGGAGUACAGUGGUGUCAAUUUCGCGGUGUCCAGCGUGCCGGAGUGUUUGAAUCUGUGUGGUGGUGACGGCAGCCUUCCAACGUUCGGGAGCCACCAGUCGGAAUCGCUCGACUCGUUCGAACUGUACGAGUCCGGAACGAGUUCCGGGAACUAUAGCUCGUGGAAUCAGCAGCAGCAACUGCUGCUGCCAUCUUCGGUGGCCAGCAAGAACUUCGACCUGUAUGACUACGCCCAGGAAGCGGAGGAGGAGGAGCUGCUGCCAACGGUUGUGAAAAGUGUGAAAACGGUGACGUUUGCGAAACCGCGCGUGAACAUUCGGGCCAGUUAUGCGAACCUAACGGCUCUGGACUAUAGUGACGAAGACGAUGGUAAACAGUUCUAUCUGAACAGAAAUACUUUCCGAACGAGCAGUGGCACGAGACUGGGAAAAGUGCAGGAGAUGGCGAACCCGUGGGACAGGAAGGGUGGUGCGUUCGACGAGGACGAGGAAGAGGGGAAAAUACUGCAGGUGGAAAGUGCCGAGCAGAAUGUGUUCAAUUCCCUGCUGGACGAGAUAUCCGCCCACUUCGAUCGGAACCUGUCGAUCAUUAACGAUCAGGCGGAAACCUACGAACCGAUUGCUGCAUUUUUGCACGAACAUCGUUCCGCCCCGCAGACACCCCAGUCGUUUGCGGCCCUGGUCGCAACCGCUCCUCAAACUCCCCCGAGGCGUACGCAAAUCAAAACAAACCCUCACCAUCACACCCAGGGACCUACCGUGAGGGAGCCGGAAGGGGGCGCAUCCAAGAGGCGCACCUUCGAUCAGGAUCCCACUAAUCUCGUAACCUGUUACGCUGCCAGUUUGGAGCGGUGCACAUUCGACCCGAGCGAGUCCACCCUAAACUUACAUAACAACAAGUCAAGUGAAUUGAGUAUGCAUCAUCCCACGCCAGCAGCAGCAGCAGCGAGAUACGCCCCGAUGGUGGUGGCAAAGCGUGAAUUUGUGUCGAGCACACCUAACCUCAACUACUACCACGGAAACGGCGAUAAUGGUGAUGGUGAUGGUGAGGGUGGCCUAAACGCGCAUCACAACAACUCGUUGAAGAAUGUUUCCUGCCUGGAGAUUGGUGGGGGAGAGUUUGCCGCGUGCCGCAGCACCGGAAUCCUCACCAACGCGUCCAGCUCCAAGUGUGGCCUCUCGAAGGGGGUCAGCUUCUGUCCGAUCGUGUCGGAGAUUAUCUGGAAAGACAACGGCUCGGAGCUGGAUGGGGAGGAUAACGCGAGUAUCGUUUCCAACCAAGACUUUGAGAUCGACAUCGAUGAGGAUGAUUUCGAUCAGGAUGAUUACGAUCAUGCAAAUUUAAUCGCAACCCAAACCAACACCCUAAUUAAUGCCAACAGUGUAGAGACGGGGUUGUGUGAGCUUGUGGGUAACUAUCAACACCACCACCACCAGGAGGAUCAGCGCGUUCCAACGCCAGUAGUGGUGUGCGAUCGGUUUGAGCUCGGCAACGGUGACGUCAUUGAGUUUCUCUCACCAGAGCGUGCGGCCGCCGAAGAGGAUCGCCGCCUCGGCGAAGAGCGGGUAAAAGAGCGAGACGACCGUAUGAUCGCUAGCAUAAACAAUGCAAGGCAAGCAGCGAAACUGACCGAGAGCGACGUCAGUACGACAGUGAUCACCGCCGAGGAAGGUUCCAUGAUGGCGUCCGCGAUCGCGAAUGGUGUUGACGCUAGCAAAAACAUGAUUGCCGCGGAAUCAGCUGCUGCCGCGGUGUCGGAAAGUGUUCCCCCUGCGCAACAGGAGGAGGAAACCCAACGGGCUCCAACGCCAGUUCCAGCCCUGCAACAGCAAAAGUUCACCAAUAACAACAACAAUCUGAUUAAAAACUUUAAAAACGGUAAGGCCGAGAAGAAGGGCAAAACUUUCCUCUCCCGGCUGUCGUCCGGUUUCCGAUUCUCGUUUCGCGGCAAGUCAAAGAAAAAUAAAGAUGGUGUUAGUGGGUCAUCGAAUGGUAAGGCUGCUGCCGGCGCGGCACCGCUGCCUUCGGCCAGAAGUGAUAAACAAUCAUCGCCGGGGAAAGUGAAAGAGUCGUCCGCCGGUCACGAUAAAGUGUCAUCCGAUUUUAUUUAUAUCCCGCUGAAAGAUCCGGUCGGACAUCAGCAACAAUCACACCGACCGGUCCACUCAAACAGAAUCAAUAACAGUGCCGAUGAAGUGGCCAGUGAAGUGGUUCCCGAUAAUGACGAGGAGUACUAUCUGCGACAAAUGAACACGAUUGGGUUGCAAAACAACACCAAUAAUGGAAGCGAUGAAACAGACAGGGUUUACGAUCCCAACGAAAGUUUCACAACAUUCCAAUCGGAUUCGACAGCGCUGCUGAACUCGAGUGCAACUAGCAGCACUGCGGGAGCUUCCAUUGGCGCCCUACAGAACCACGUGUUGAGCGGGAAACCACCCUUGCCGAAGCAACCCCCACGUGUCGUUGGUGUGUGUGCGAAACGUUCUACCCCGUCCCAGAGAUUGGCGCAUGCCUAUCAGCAGCAGCGAGCCUCGUCGACUCCGCCGAGGACGGAAAUCGAUUUGGACGAGAGCAGCAGUGGUGGCUCCUGCCAUCGUCAGUACAUCAACGACGCUGACAGGGCGAACGGUGCCGAAGGAUUCGCCGGAUCCGGAUUGUCUCCUUCUUUGUCCGCGGUUGUCGGUCGGUACAGUAGUGGUAGACAUAGCCAACAGGCCCAUCAUCAACAGCAACAGCAGCUAAUAAGUGACAGUGAAAAUUACUUCAACCACAUCAUGGGCAGCGAGCAGAAAAUUGGUCUCAUCGAGACCAAUUUGGACACCCAUGAAACCAUCAUAUCGGGCAAGACGCGCUCGCUGAUGGAACUCGGUGGCCCAUCGCAAAUGCAUCAUCACCAACUACAGGUGCAUCACGGUGGUGGCGUCGGCGGCGACUCCAAGCGGCUGCUGGGUGGUGGAGGUGGUGUUAAUGGGAUUAAAGACCGCCAGACGGCGGCCGUUGCCAAUGAACCCGGAAGACCACACAAAAGUAUGGAAUUUCUGCUGGAUAAGGAAAAUCAGCGAAACGUUCUGCCUCCGGAAAAUGAGCUCCAAAAAUCCCACGAAACAGGCACAAACCUCAGCGAGCACCAGCUGCGCGUGCAGGCUUCCCUCCAGCGGCUGAACAUCCCCGAUUGGUACAAGCAAUACUGCGGCAAGGACGGUCCGCAUACGGCCGUCCUGCAGAACAACACCAACAUUAACAUUAGCAACAGCGGUGUCGCCCCGGGGGCUGGAGGAGGCGUUCUGCGGAAGCGUAACUCGGACGUGGGUCGGUGGACGGGACUGAGCUCGAAAACCACCUCGCUCAGCUCGCUCGGCUCGCACCGAUCCGACCGGAGCCCGGUAAUGCUGAGUCCCUCGGCGCACAGCCACCACGGCGGACAGACGGGUUUCUCGCGGUGGUCCACUUCGCACCUUAACUCGAACCAGACAUCGCCCAGUGUAUCGACACGGGGGUCCUUCACGCGGGGAGGCCUUAACGCUAGCGUAGUGUCGGGCUACUCGACGGCUUCCACCACGGCCGGUUCGAUGGCCGGGGGAAACAGUGCAAUCCGGAACUCGUUCCGGCAGCCCUAUCUGGGCUGGAGGAGCCAGGAGAAGCUGUCGCAGCCACGGACGCCUGCCGAGAGGCUCGCCUCAUCCCUGCUCUCCCAGCAAAAGGCCAAAGAGCAGCAGCAUCAUCAGAACCAACAAAAAGCAGAACCAGUAGUAACACCGGAGAUCCAAUCUUCCAUCAAGGAGGUCACCUCAGCGAUUGUACACUAUGUGAACGACCAAACCAACCGACACUCACGGAGUCGAUCGACUAGUCCAAGCCAAAGAUGUUGGCUAGAAAGCUCUUUCGUUGGUACCCGACCACUAGACUCGCCCCAGACGCCAAUGAUGAUCGACAACAGCAGCAGCAGCUCAACGACGGUUGUCCUGGCCGGUCAGCAGCAGCAUCCUGCUGCACAUCAAACUAGCAAUAUGAUGGCCGGAGAUCACUACCGGCAAAAUGCCGGCCGGAUGAAUGGCGUCGUGACACCAUCGGUACCAACCUUCUCUCUGCCGCCCGAGCAACAAUCGCCCGGGACAGCGACCCUCGAAGAUGUUCUUGUCUCGUUGCUUGGACUGCCGACCGAGUCUCACAGGUCCUCAGUGGAUUUAGCUAAUUCCUCCUGUCUAACGCCAACAGCUUCCAGUAAUCACACGCUCCAGAUCGAACCCGCGCAAAUCAGACGCCGCAGCGAGGGUGAUGCCGGCCGGAGACGGAACGAUAGCGGUGGUUCCGGUGCGAUCAGUAGCAGUGCUGCAAGCUCCGGCAAAGAAAACCACAGCCGACGGGUCUCGUUGGAUUCGUGCGACACGACCCACAAGAGCCACGGGGAACCCCUGAAGUGUCGCUAUCCGAAAUGUGACGCCACGGCGACGAUUGCCGAGGCGAAGAAGUCCUACAAAAGCUGCCACAACUGUUCGCAUCUGUACUGUUCGCGGGAAUGCCGGAGGGCUCACUGGGAGAAACAUCGGAAGGCGUGUCUGCACUCGCGAAUCUCCGCACUCUGUCGGCUGGUUUUGUCCACCUGCAAGGACGAUGCGGACACCUUGCGCCACCUCAGCCGACUGGCGAGACGGGGCUACUUGUCGCAAGGACGAGGUGUUGUUAGAAUACUGUUUCGCAGUCCUGAGAAUGCGGACUCCUUCAUAAAACAGGGUUUUCAGUGUUUGGGUGAAGUGUCGUACGUGCGCUGGCCUGACUUGCUCCCGUCGGAGAUGGGCCCGGAGCUGUAUUCGGAACUGCUCAAGCUGAGCACCGAGUACAAGCCGGAUUCAAAAAUGUUGACCUACGUAGCGAUUUGUGUCGUUUCGGAAGCCCCGGGGAAUGCCACCGCUCCGGUCAAGUGGGAACGGCAGCUGGUAUCACGUUGUGCCAAGCUGAAGCUGUGCAAGUCUGUUAUCAACGAAAUCAGCAAUUCCCCCAUCGAGCGGCAGUUCCCAAAGAAAGAGAACGCUACCGACGUGUUGAUCCUUUCGUUCAAUAUUCUAUCCAAAACAACACAAAAAAGUCGCGAGGCAGUCUCGCAGAACAUUCAGAACAUCCUGCGCCAGCGCGGUGUCGUUCUGCGCAAACACUACCCCGAAGUUUUCCAGCGGCUGUGCACAUUCGUCGAGGGUUCAACCGAUCGGUACCUGCCGGUAACGGUGCACCCGCGGGACAGCGUUACCGGACGGCCGUUCGUUUGCAUCAUCAUGCCGAAUUACGGGGACUCGGAUAAGGUUCAGUUUCCCAUUUCGGAGAACUGCGACGACGAGCGAGUGAUGACGAUAGACGUCGGGGCGGACGUUGUCGAUAUCCGUGUCGAGCCGGCGGUGGAUACGGACGUCAACCAGUAGACAGAGGGAUGCGGGUGCCACCAAGCGAUAAAGUUAUUCAACGAAAUGUUGUGGCUGUGGCGUGGUUGCAAGUUCUCGGGAUGGUGAUGGUUCGAUUUGAUGAACUCAGAAACCCAAAAGUUGGCAAUUGAAGUAUACUAAAAUAAUCACCAUCCUGAACUCGUUCGCCACAUACUUUCGUGCAAUAGUCAAAAAGCAACGACAUUUUUUCAGUGAUCCGUAGGUAAACAUCUCGAGUGCUGAACGCAAGCGCGAAGCAGGUAAGUUUAACGAUAAUAAUUGCGACAACAGAGAGUGUUAAAUAACGAAAACUGAAUAACGCCAAAUUUUUAUACUUAGUAGAGUAGGGUAAACGAAUUGGGGACGGGGUGCACAUUGAUGUGUAAACGAGAAGAUUGCUAAAAGGGUAUGAAAACUUUUUCUUCGUGUAAAUACAAUCUGCUUUGUACAUUUGCCUGUAAAUUCCGGCAACUGUCACCUUUGCUGUUUCAAGUGGUUUUUUCCCCUCUUUCUUGCCUGCAUAAGAACUCUAAAAUAUAAAUAUUAUACACUUGUACAUUAGAGUGUGUUCGUUGAAGUAAGUUUUGAUAUCGUUUCCUUUUCCUGUUCCGAUCAAUGGUGAUUUAUUUUCUAGUUACCAUCUGUGAUCAUUUGGAGUAGUUAAACAAGCUCGACAAACGAUACUAGGGUUAGAAGUUACAAAGUAGGUCUCCAAUCAUCAUCAAUUUAAUCCAUUCAUGUUACAAUACCAUUGAAAUGAAAUGCAAGUUGAAUAGUAACACCUCACGAGUAGUUAACUGAGACGAAUAGUGGAUAGAAAAUACUGCCCAUCAGUUGCAACGUCGGAUGGUAACGAGACAACACUAAUCUGGAAUUCAUCGUCCACACACACAGUUCAUACGGAGCUCCCCAUCCUAUUUUCAGAAUUCAGUAAUUUUUAUUAGUACUUAGUUGAGGUUUCUAUGCCGAGCAAGGCUUCGCUUUUGCCAGUCCAAAACGCAAUGCAUUGUCAUGACAUUACAACCAGUGUCACAAGUUAUCAAAAUUUAUUCACGAAUGAAAGAAUUAGCUUUUCCCCAGUGUGGUAUGAAUUCUCUUCUGUUGAAACUCAACACCAUAUCUGUCAUAAUGAGUAUAACAUAUGAGUCGAGACGCGAGACCUUUGUCUGAUAUAUUGAACGAAAACAGCAUGGACGAAUUUCGGAAAGCCUACAUUCAGGCACUUUUAUUACUGUCAACAGUGUCAUGUGAUUAUCACGAACGUUAAGUUGAACUUCAUCGCUUGCAGUGAAUUUUUAUUGAAAACGUGUUUGAUUUCCAUAUUUAGAACAAAAGAAUGGACCAGGAAUCCGGAAAAGGCAACAAUAGUUUUCGUUGAGCGUUGACCGUUCUUCGGUGUUGAGCGUAUCAAAACAAUCAAAACAAGAUUAUGUUUGUUUUCCGCUCACCCAUUGCCCAUAUAAUAAAGGGUGUAUGCCAUUUCCGGCCAAUCGGGAGUAAAUUCAUGAAACAUAGCAAGAGUUAUCUAUACAUUCUGUUGCCGAAAUCACCAAGAAAAAUUAUUUGGUGUGAUGAAUGGCUAUGCUAUACCAUUAAUCGAUUUCACUCUCAAUUGGUUGACGUUGAAUUUCUUGCUUUGAUUUUCACUAACACGCAAUGAUUUUCAACUUUUACGUUACGAAUAUCAUGACGAAAAUGAAGAUGCAAAUGGAAAGUGAACUUCACGGCAAGCUGAUGUUGAUGUUCAUUACACUUGUGCUCAUUGAUAGUGUUCAUAUUUAUCGACUCUCGCUUGAGCACUAGGUUAUCAAUACAAGGCAGGCUGAAAUUCGCCGUAUUUGAGUGUCGUGAACGUGAAUAUUUUCGGCACUGAAUACAAUGUUUGUUUGUUUAUUUCAAUAAAUAUGAACAAAGGAUAUGUUGCGCAACUAAACUAACUAAACUAAAUUUUAUUAGUUUAGAAAUGAUGAUUGACUUGAUAAACCGUAUAUUGAGUGAAUAUCGCCCAAUUCUUCCACAAAAUCGGAACUGUUAAAAGAGUUAUAUCAGGCUGGAAUGCACGAAAAAUCAAAGUGCAAAAAUAGAAUGGAUGACUCUCAUUUGUCAAAUAUUUUUUAUAAAUAACUGAAUUAGUUUAUUGCUGCUUUGGAGUUUUCGUUGUAACUCUAGCCAUAUCCAUAAAAUUAAUUAUUGAAACGGUUUGUAACGGGUAAACCUUCGAUUUAUUAAGUGAUCGUGAAAAAAGCGAGUGAAUGACACCGAGACAAAAGUCUCCUUUGAUCACUUAGGAUAAAAUUAAAAAUAUAACACUGAUAAAAAUGCGAGCGGAUGAUACUGAGACAAAAGCCUUACUUCUUUCGACGAUAUUUUCGGUCGAUAGUAAGAAUUUUAUGGGAAAAGUAUCCUCCAAAAAUCCACAUACACUAUCAUACUGAAAUGUCUUCACAUACUUCAUAGUGUCUUCAAAAUGUAUUCACAACUUCAAAUGUCUUCACAGUAAGUCAAAUGUCUUCAAAAUGAAGAGAUGUCUUCAAACCUGCACGACAAACACGACAAAUGCAAAUUUAUUUGCGACACUUUGACUAUUCGGAUCUUUGUCCGGGUGAUUUAUUGCCAUUUUUGUUUUACAGAUUUUAUCUCUUGAAUUUAUGGAGAUUCUAUAUAUUCAGGGCGAUGACACUUUGGUACUGAACUUGAUUUGCAAGAUACCCAGAAUAAAGAGAGUCAGUAUACUCAGAUUCCAAGAUCGGGAGAGACAUUCAUGUCAAUUCCAAAACACACUCGGCAAAAAAAAACAACAGUUGUUAUAUACUUAUUUCCACCAAACCGGUCAUUUUGACCGGAGGAUGUUUAGUUGUCAAGAUAUAGAAAUUUUAGAAAGUUCUACGGAAAAUAAAAGUAUUUUUAUUUAGAUAUACACUUGACAAAGAAGUUAUAGGAACAGAGUGCGAAUUCGAAAUUUUUAGGUGAUUUUUGGAAUGGUGUAACUUCUUGAAAAAUCAACGCAUGAAGUUUUGUAAGAAUCUAUGGACAUCAUUUUUAUCUUGGAGUGUGUAGCUAUAGUGCACAAAAAUAUCGAGAAGAACUAAAAAAAUUAUUUUUUUCUGAUUUUUCAAAGAUUUUAGGACUAACACAAUUGUUUGUUAACUAGGUCAACAGCAAACCCAAAUAACUUUUUCAACCAGCUUUCAUUUGAUCCCUAAAACGUUCUGGUAAUAUGUUUCAAUUCAUUGUGAUAGAAAAUUCAAUAAAUAAUUAUCGCACCGAAAAUCGGAAGGCAGUUUUGAGAACUCCAAUAAAUUCUCUAGGGUAACACGGGGUGAGUUGGACAUACGGGGUGAUUUGGACCACCCGUUUAUCUCGAAAAGUACGGCUCAACUUGGAUUUUUUAUAAUGUCAUCUCCUUCUAUUGUUGAACCGUAUGUACCUAACGUAAAAAAACUUUGGUAAAAUUCGACAGGUGGAAGGAAACGGUAGCAUGAACACAACAGGCACUUUGAUUGUCAAAAAAUGUUAGUUUUCCGAUCGUGGUUUUAAGGUUUUUCCAGCUGAUUAAACAAACUCUUCGUUUAUUGUGCAGUAAAGUUUUCUUCGUCUACAGGAGAGGAACAAUUUGAUGCAGCGAAACUGUCAGCUUGAUAACAAUAAAUGGAAUUAAUUGCAUUUUAAUUUUUACAUGUUGUGUGGGGUGACAUGGACACGUUUCUGUGGGGUGAAUUGGUCCUACCGGUUUGAGGCUUUUCUUUGGUCUAAUUGAUUCCAGAUGCCGCUGAAUUACAAAAAGAGGAUGGGCAGACAACGUUGGAAGAAGGAGGAGCUUGAAAGAGCAACGCAGGCCAUCAAGAACGGAUUUUCUUUCACCAUGCAUCGAAAGUGUUUGAAAAUGCUCGAACAACAGUGAAAAGAUCCAUAUAGAAUUCGAGAUGGUCUCAAUCCAAUUUUUCUGAUCUGGAAUCUAACCAAGACACCUGGUAUCGAUCCCAGAACACUGUUACUGAUUGUAACAUUAUUCCAAAAUACUAUACAUAAACAUAAGUAUGUUUUUUUCGAUGAAACACACACUGGACCAAAUCACCCCGCAUCAAAUUUUAAUGUCCAAAAAUCAUCUCUUUUAUUAUAUGAUAUAUUUGGUAAUUUGAAGCUUGUUAUAAUGAUUAAACAUUAUUAAUUGAGAGAAAAUAAGUGUAGCUUAGUAUACAAUGUGUCAUUUUAUAUUUAGACCGUAUUGGUUUGGAAAUAUUAGGCGAUUUGCUUAGGUGGUCCAAAUUUCCCCCUUUUCCCUUACAAGGUUAAUUUGUUGCUUUGACGAAAAAAAAAAUGAUUUUUUUGCAUCGAUUUAAAAAAGUGUCAAAAUAAUUUUGUCUGUAGUGCUUCGAAAAUCUUCUGUAAUUCUGCAAAUAUUGCAUUAAGUUCCAAUGUCUACAGGAAAAUUUUCAACCUAGUGUCAAAACCCCUGUGGAAGUUUUUUUUUCAUUUUUUUAGCUGAUCGAUCAAAGUUUGGAGUAAAUUAGAAGAGCACUCCAUCGCAAAUUGUACCAGAAGUACAAAACACUAUGCGAACUCUCGGAACGAACGGUCCAGUCCCUUCGUGAGUUUGUGAGUAAGGAGUAUGUGUGUAUGUGGGAAUGCGUAUGUAUAUUUGUGAGUAUCAUCACACCUUGCAAUCUUAAAUCAUACUUGAAAGGUCAAACUUUAAAACAAUGUACAUCCCAUCUCCUCGCAAUGAUUUUUCACGAAAUUACAGCAUUUAAAGCAUCAACCAAAAAUUUCGACUUUGUUCCUUUAAUCUUUUGUCGAGUGCAUAACCCAUUCAUGUUUACACUUCAUCGAACAUAAAUUGAUUCUUGUGCAUAAAUGUUAUUUUUCAUUGAUUCUGAUUCAUUGAUUGAGUUACCAAAGAAAUUUUAAUUUUCAAUUUUUAGGGAGCUAUUUUUAAUAUUUGACAAAAUGGAGCUAGCUUAACAUUGGUAAAACCUAAAUACCAAAUUCAAUCAGAAAUUUCGGCGUUGUACAAAAACUUCUUAGAACUUAUUGAUUUCGAGUCAACAGUUUCGUUUUAUUUUGCUCGCCGGUACAUUUUGAACAGAUACUAUCAACGAUAAAAUUAUUGUCAGGAGUGAUUUUAUUGCAUCUUCUAUAAUACGGGAUGUCCAUACUUUGUGCCAUAUGCUACCGAGCUUUCUCACGUUAUAUAACCAAUAUCAUUAGACGAAGUCCCACCGGAAUUACAUCAAUUACAGUUCCGGUUGGCUUUAGACAUCAUGAAUUCCGUUAUUGCAGGAUUACAGUCACGAUUCCCACAUGACUAGCAAAGAAAAUCGUCAACAAAUAACUAAAUUUAUCAUUACAUCAAGCGAGUCUCACUACGUAAUGAGGAAACUUUUCACACUCGUACCAACCCUGCCCUAAAUCAUCGCUUUAUUCACUGUUCAUCAUCAUCUAGGAUUCAGAAAAAUCUACAGAAACAUGUGCACUCCAAUGACACACUUUCUAUCAGGGAACACUGCAACAAUAAAACGGAUCUGCUAAAAGAGCAAACGGAAAAAUGACUCUGUCAUCUCGUUCGUUUCGAUGGUUCACAGCCACAGCACACACUCAUCAGCACAUACACACUUCAUUCAAGUGCACUCAGAAAAUUUCCCAAUGAUUUGAGUUGGAUCCCCUGGGAGUUUUCUCCGGAGAUCGAACCGUUGUCGGACCGAUUAGAAAGGAUUUCAGUCGAAUUGAAAACAUCGUUUAAAACUCGAUCAUCCUUCAGCUUCUGCCAAAGAUUAUGUAUUCACACCCAAUACACGGACACACCCAUCCACUAACUACCUCACAAUCGCCCCGGUCCGUUCGAAUCCUGUUGACUGUUUAAAUCCUUUCCAAGCAACACCAUUCAUGCGAAAUAAUAUUCCAACAACACUUUUUUCACGGCGAUCUAAGUUUGACCGCAAAAAAUCAUCCAAACGAGGGAAAAAAAGAACCAAAGGUAGGGAUUUUUAUGGAAAUGAUUUACGAGGGCGAAAGGAAACAAUACAGGAUAUACUUCUCGAAGCAAAUUGUUUGAAAUAUACGAACUAGUCGCUCCUAGUUGAUGUUCCUGGAAAAAAAGGAAAUCCUUUUGUGUGGGUCUUUGAAUAAUCGUUCGAAGGAAAGAGAAAAAAGGAUGAAUCGUUUAUGUGCAGCUUUGGUGAUAAAUUUGUGAUCCACACACUAAUAAUCGGUCAGUUUGGGGUUAUGGCGCGAAUAAUGGAAGCAUCGUUCUUUGCAGGGGGAUUUACGAUGUUGGUGAUUCAGUUAGGACAGGUGAGGACAAGAUAAACUAGUUGGUGAAACUGUAGCACGAGAAUUCUAUUCGAGAAGAAAAGAUCAAAAGAAUCACGGGUAUCUGAAGAGCAUAUAAAGCAUCAUCAACUGGAAAUAUAAAUAAGUAGGAGACGAGUACUGGGUAGUUGAUACUAGCGUAGAAGGACCUCUGAUUGACUCAGUAUUUCCUCGACAAAUAUUUACAAAACCCAGAGAAGUAAAAUAUAGAAAGGAGGUUGACUGCUGAUAAUAUUUUAUUUGAUUUCAUUUUUUUUCAUUUACACCCUGAUUCCAAAG
Messenger RNA from Toxorhynchites rutilus septentrionalis, 14899 nucleotides. RefSeq lists its product as uncharacterized. Gene Ontology annotation, cellular component: apical junction complex; plasma membrane. The coding region runs from base 980 to 8311 and encodes 2443 amino acids. Gene Ontology annotation, biological process: cell-cell junction organization. NCBI's taxonomy places the organism in Eukaryota, Metazoa, Arthropoda, Insecta, Diptera, Culicidae. The record is from RefSeq and is a predicted model, not a curated record. The transcript has 9 exons.